AUUGACUCGCCCGCAACUCGUUAAAACCCUCACUCCCGAUUUCAAAAACCCUCUCUCUCUCCUCUUCUCCCUCUCUCCGAGGCGACAUCGGAGUCUCGCGCGCAGAAGAGGGGCCGGCGAGCACGCCAUGAGCAGAAGAAGCUGAGAAAAAUAUGAGGGCUUUGCGGAUCAUAGCAAGAGGGCGGCGAUCGACGCUUCGUCUCGGUUACUCCGCUGCUAAAGCUGUAUUGACCAACAGAACGGAUGCUCAUGGAUCAAAAGUUCAGUGGUGCGCCAUAUCGAAUGCUGCAUCUGUUUCUUCCGAGUCACCAAAUUCUUGUAAAAGCCGCAAGCGGAUUCCAAAAGAUGAACGUCAAGCUAUGGUGGAACGUUAUGUUAAUGAGUACAGAUCAAAUAAUGCCGGGAAGUUUCCAACUGCUUCUGAUGCUAUGAAUCAUGUUGGUGGUUCUUAUUAUGUUAUUAGAAAGAUUAUUCAGGAGCUAGAGCACAAAUCCAAGUUACCUCAAUCAACUAGUGGAACUGAAAUAUCAUCAGGUCCCAAGCUGAAUCCUGUGAAGAAAUCCAGGACUAAAGUUGACACCUACAGCCGCAAAGUGUCUGUGAAUGCUGUGACUGAAGUUGAAGAUGAUAGGUUGAUGUCUGUUGUUGCUGAGAAUCAGGGUCCAAGAGAAGAAAUUAUGGGUGUUUCUCAUCUGAGUCGUGACAAAUUACAGGAUAUUAACAGGAAGGAAAUACAGGAUGAUGAUAGUGAUAGUGUGGCAGAGAAGAAUAGUGUCAAAAUGGAAGUGCGGAAUGUCUCUUUGGAUGUUCAUCCACACGAGGAUAAUGCUAGGCAUUCUCCCAGGGAAAAUUUGACAGAUUCUGGUGCUCUGGAGCUGCAAAAGGAGCCUUCACAUGAUGUUGAGACUGUUAAGAACGAUGAUGUGGACAAAUCCAGAAAAUCAUCUCUGUGGGGAAAUCUUAAAUCUUUUGCAGAUGGUAUUGUCAGUAUCUGGAAGAAACUGUAAAUUCUCAAGGUAAUUGUUUGGACUUUACAGGAACCUGUCUUUUUCAAAUGAGGUUAAUAGAUGGAUGUCCUCCUUUAGUCGUCCCGGUAUAAUUUGUAUGUUUAUGCAGAGAGAGAGAGAGAGAGAGAGAGGAGAGAGGGAGAGAAGGGAGAGAGAGCCCCAAAGACGAUCGACCGGCCUUAAAAAGUCCGGCAGCCAGGUCUCUUAUGAUACCAAGAAACAGGGCUCGACGAGAGUGAAAUUCUUAUUAAGUGUCGAAGCAUUGCGUGCGAGGACUUGGAGAAUUCCAAGUUCUUCUUCCAACACGGAGGAUGUGGAGGGGUAAAAUGCCGUUUUGAGCUGCGAGGUUUGUCUUGUGAGGAAAGGUCUCUCGGAAGAUUUUGUGGUGUUCAUGAAGGUUGUCCGAAGCACUUAGAACAUCACUAUGCAAAGAACAAAACAGCAAUUUUUGUGGCUCUUGGACUGUGCAGGAUAACAGUCGUCCCUGAUUUCCUGAGCUUUGUACCAUCUUUCUAGACUAGCUUUAUAGCCCGUCCGAUGCAGGGGACUAACCGGUGAUAAUUUGAAAUAUGAAAUAUCUAGAAUUUACCUA
Molecule: messenger RNA, 1599 nt
Organism: Eucalyptus grandis
Lineage: Eukaryota; Viridiplantae; Streptophyta; Magnoliopsida; Myrtales; Myrtaceae
Exons: 4
Coding region: 153-1007 (284 amino acids)
Source: RefSeq, a predicted model, not a curated record